AGUACUGGGGAUGUUGAGCUGUGGGGGCCAGACCCAGGGAGGGAUGGGAGUAAGGGGGGCUGUGGCAGCUGUCCAGCCAUGAGCUGGGCUGGCCAGCUCAGGGCAGUGUGUUUAUGGACCCAACUCUCACAUCAGCAGUCAUGAGCAGAAGUGACAACUGCACGGAUCUACUAGCAUUGGGAAUCCCUUCCAUAACCCAGGCCUGGGGACUGUGGACCCUCUUAGGAGCUGUGACACUGAUGCUUCUCAUCUCACUGGCUGCACUGUUGUCCCAGUGGACCAGUGGCCGGAGCAAGAGCCAGCCUGGGCAGGGACGUUCUGGAGGGUCGGUGGAAGAGGUCCCCCUGUAUGGGAACCUGCACUAUCUACAGACAGGACGGCUGUCUCAAGACCCAGGACCAGACCAGCAGGAUCCAUCCCCGGGAGGUCCUGUCAGGGCUGCAGAGGAGGUGAUGUGCUACACCAGCCUGCAGCUGCGGCCUCCUCAGGGCCGGAUCACCAGUCCUGUGACCCCCAUCAAAUACUCAGAGGUGGUGCUGGACUCCGAGUCAAAGCCCCAGGCUGCCAGCCCUGAGCCAGAGCUCUAUGCCUCAGUGUGUGCCCAGACACGCAGAGCCCGGGCUUCCUUCCCAGAUCAGGCCUAUGCCAACAGCCAGCCUGCACCCAGCUGAGGAGGAGGGCCUGGAGCAGCGGCCAUGCACUGCCACCUCCUUGUCGCAAGGACUCUUGCUGCCCUGCCAGGGGCAUGCCUGUUUUCCAACCACACCCAAGGACUACCAGCUAUUACCCAGUCACAGGUGGUGACCUACCCAGAAUUUCCUAUCUGAGCAGUGAGAGACAUCUCAGGGUAUGGUAGGCCCAAGGCUUCCUGAGAAUAGAGGAAGCAAAGACAGUGGCCCCCUCCCCACUUCUUUUUUCUAUUUGUUCUUCUCAGCCCUCACACUCCCAGGUUGUCACCUCUUUCUCCUUCUGGAGUUCAACCAGAUUCCCCUCAAUCCCCUCCCUCACAGCUUACCCUGCACCUCAGUGUCUCCUCAGGCACAGGAAGUGGAUACCGUGGCAGGUCUAAGCACCUGAGAGGAUGUGGGUAAGAAUCAUUUGGGGGAGUUCAUAGGCUGGAAGGGUCCUAGGACCUAUGACCUGAGGGAUCCAAACCUGGCUUCUAA
Messenger RNA from Urocitellus parryii (Arctic ground squirrel), 1166 nucleotides. RefSeq names its product signaling threshold regulating transmembrane adaptor 1 (gene Sit1). Gene Ontology annotation, biological process: regulation of T cell activation; signal transduction; T cell homeostasis. Gene Ontology annotation, cellular component: plasma membrane. Lineage: Eukaryota; Metazoa; Chordata; Mammalia; Rodentia; Sciuridae. Gene Ontology annotation, molecular function: kinase binding. The record is from RefSeq and is a predicted model, not a curated record.